Falco peregrinus (peregrine falcon) is the source of this 2867-nucleotide messenger RNA. It is a transcript of the gene ZNF76, whose product is annotated as zinc finger protein 76. NCBI's taxonomy places the organism in Eukaryota, Metazoa, Chordata, Aves, Falconiformes, Falconidae. The transcript has 15 exons. Gene Ontology annotation, cellular component: nucleus. Gene Ontology annotation, molecular function: RNA polymerase II cis-regulatory region sequence-specific DNA binding; DNA-binding transcription factor activity, RNA polymerase II-specific. The coding region runs from base 277 to 2025 and encodes 582 amino acids. The record is from RefSeq and is a predicted model, not a curated record. Gene Ontology annotation, biological process: regulation of transcription by RNA polymerase II; central nervous system development.
GGACCGCGGGGCCCCGGGACCUGAAUAACGGGCUGCGGGGGGCUGAGCCGCGGCGGGGAGCGCUGUCCUAUGCGGGUUGCGGGGCGCGGCGAGGAGGGCCCGGGCACCGGCGCAUGGCGGUUAGGCGGCGGACUCAGCCCCGUCGGGGUUCAGCAGGUUUGCAACAAAGAAGACAACUCCCCGGUCCACAAACCUCUUGCUCUGGGUCCCAGUGCUCUCUGUGAGCACGCUGAGUGAAGUGAUAAUUCAUGCCUGCAGACCAGUCAUCAGGGCAGGAUGGAGAGCUUGGGCUUGCAAGCAGUGACCCUUAGUGACGGGACGACAGCCUACAUUCAGCAGGCUGUCAAAGGUGAAAAGCUGCUUGAAGGGCAAGUCAUUGAACUGGAAGAUGGGACCACAGCUUAUAUCCAUCAGAUGACAGUUCAGAAAGAGUCUGUGGCUUUUGAAGAUGGUCAGCCAGUGAUGCUGGAAGAUGGCAGUAUGGCCUACAUACACAGCACAAUUAAAGAAAGUUAUGACCCCAGCACCUUCGAGACCAUCCAGCUGGAGGAUGGCUCCACUGCUUACAUACAUCAUCCUGUCAUCAUCCCACCUGGCAGCACCAUCCUGGAAGUGCAGGUGGAAACUGGGCUGGAGGAGUUGGCUGGAGAGGAGAAAGGUGAUGCCUUUGAUGUCAAGACUGUGGGUGCAUUAGAGACGUACACCAGUAAGGUGUCUGACGAAGAAGAGGAGGAAGUGACAGACACCUGCCAUAUGAAGAGUGACAACUCCAGCAAUGUCCCUUCCCAGGAUCUGCAGGAAGAGGAAGUGCACAGCAGUGAAAACGGGCAGCAGGUCAGCAGUAAAGCUUUCCGUUGUGGAUACAAAGGCUGUGGCCGGCUCUAUACCACCGCCAACCAUCUAAAGGUACAUGAACGUGCUCACACAGGUGACCGGCCAUAUACCUGCGUCUUCCCAAGCUGUGGGAAAGGAUUUACUACAGGGUAUAGCCUGAAGAGCCACAUGAGAACGCAUACCGGUGAGAAACCGUACAAGUGCCCGGAAGACAUGUGUAGCAAAGCCUUCAAAACCUCUGGUGAUCUACAGAAACACAUUCGGACCCACACAGGUGAGCGUCCCUUUAAGUGCUCCUUUGUGGGCUGUGGCCGCUCUUUUACCACAUCCAACAUCCGCAAGGUUCACAUGCGAACGCACACAGGCGAGCGGCCGUACAUGUGUCCUGAGCCCAGCUGCGGGAGGGGCUUCACCAGUGCCACCAAUUACAAGAACCACAUGAGAAUCCACACAGGAGAGAAGCCGUACAUGUGCACUGUGCCAGACUGUGGAAAGCGCUUCACUGAGUACUCCAGCCUCUACAAGCACCACGUGGUCCACACGCAUUGCAAGCCCUACACCUGCAAUAGCUGUGGGAAGACCUACCGCCAGACCUCCACGCUGGCCAUGCACAAGCGCAGCAGCCACGGCGAGCUGGAGGUCAUCGAGGAGAGCGAAGAGGCCUUCUACGAACAGCAUCAGCUGGAGGCUGCUGCUACUGACAGAGACUUCCCCGACAACAGCAAGUGUAUUGCUUUCCUGUCGGAGUUGGGGGCUGAGGAAGAGGAAGAUGGCAUGCUUACACACGUCUCGCUUAUCACUCAGGGUGGGACAGAGCCGGUCAGCGUGUUGCAGAAAGACCUGCAGGCCCUGGGCAGUGCCAUCAGCAUGGUGACGCAGAGCGGUGCCCUCGCUGUGCCCAGGGAGGAGCUGGCAGGUGAUGACACACACACCGUGACUGUGACCCACACCGACGGCGCUGAGAUGCAGCCGGUUACCAUAGUCACGUCGGGGGCAGUCAUGGCUGAAGAAUCGGCCGCCACAUCCCUCUGUCAUCAGCAGGUGGCAUUGGUGGCUACCACCAACGGCACCCACAUCACAGUGCAGCUGGAAGACCAGCCGAGCCUGGAGGAAGCCAUGAGUAUGACCACAGUAGCAAUCCAGUACGAACCUGUAACGCUCGACGAAGCCUUGGCCGAGAAUGGAUGCUGAGACCCUGCAGAGCCUCCUGAGCAGGGAGAGCAGGCAGCACGAGCCUGUUUUCUGCGGGAAUGUUGGGAGCUGCAGGAGCCUGACCCACUGGUGUGUGGAAGAGAUGCAGUACACGAGCGAGGGAAAGUAUCCGAGACCAGUGGGCAGCGUGCGCAGCGCGCAGGCAGUGAGCACUGGUACCGGCAGCGUUGAACUCCCAGAGCGACCCCGUGCAUCCAUGGAGGGAUGCUGAAGAUACUUGGCUGCUGCCUUCUCCUUGAGCCUCUGCUGUUUCCCUGGGCUCUGAGCAGCAACUUUCCUGCUCCUUGCCUUGGGCACCAGCUCCCUCUUGUCUGGAGGAGAUGGCAGGUUUUGUCUUCUGGUAUUUUAUUUCUUGAUGCCUAAGAUUGCCAAGAUCUGCCAAUCUUCUGCUGGAGAGAUGGAGUCACGGAGAUUUCGGCAGUCUCUGAGAGCAUAGAAUAUUUUUGGAGAGGUAAUUCCUGCAUUCUCCCUCUAGGAAUGGUCCCAUAGCUCCCCUUUCCUACCCACCCCUCCAGAUAAGGGGCAAGGGGGGUGGCAUAUGCACAGAAGCAAUAAAGCCCCAUCCAGGCAAGCCCAGGCUGUCCUGGGCUCCGUGGCUGGAGAGGUGACCGGUUCCUGACGCUGAAGCAAGCGCGCGGGCUGGCUCCGACAGCCAUUCUCCCAUCCCUUUAUCACACUCUGCUCUCGAGCAAACUUCCCUGGCAGAGCAAAGUGCUCCCUCCACCAAAGCCAACCAGCGCUUGUCAGGGGCUGAGCUAGACUUGGAUGUAAAAUACUGAGUUGAAAUAAAAACAAAUUAAAAAUUUCUUUUUUAAAAAGCA